AUGAAGCUCCUGAUCCUGGUCUCCACGCUGGUGGCCGCCGCCAAGGCCGGAUCGCUAGGAUACAGCCUCCCCACGCCCUCUGGACCAGCAUUUGGAGCCGACUCGUUAAUCGGUUCAGGGUUUGGAGGUGGCGUUGGGCACGGGGGUGGCGUAGGGGUUGGAGGUGGCAUCGGGAUUGGAGGUGGCGGUAGCUACGGUGGAGGUUGUGGAGGAGGACAGAUCCUCCAUGUUGACGGCAGCUGUGUGACUCCUCUGGUCACUCGCAAUCUGUACGUGUACAAAGCUCCUCCAGUGUCCCCAAUCAUCGGGCCGAAGCCAUACGUUCCUCCACCAAAGGUUGAACAUAACGUUAUAUUCAUCCAUUCCCCAGAAGUUGGCUUUGGUCAGGAACCCAUCGUCGUGCCUCCACCUGUUCAGAAGAACGUCGUGUACGUCCUCAACAAGCGACCAGAACUGGACCAGAAGGUCGUCCACGUCCCAGCACCAGAACAACAGACUCCACAAGUGUAUUUCGUCAACUACGCCGACGGCGACAACCCUACGCUGCCCACCGGUGGAGACCUCCAGUCUGCCCUCAGCUCUGCUGCUCACGGCGGUGGCCAGGUUGUCGGCGGUGGCGGUUUUGGUGGUGGAUUCGGUGGUGGACUCGGCGGCGGUUUCGGUGGUAGUGGUGGCGGCUUUGUUGGUGGCUAUGGAGGUGGCAGCAGCUUCGUGGGUGACGGAGGCUUCGGUAGUGGAGGUAUCAAAGGAGGAGGAGGAGGUUUGUCGGUGAGCGCUCCAUCAAGCCUGUACGGCGCGCCCUAGUCGCCAGUCAAUACACCAGUUAUGUUUUUAUAUACAUUUAUAAGAUAUUAGUCAAAUGGAUUACCUGUAUCGUUUGUUUUUAAAAAAUGAAAUCUG
This is a messenger RNA of Procambarus clarkii (red swamp crayfish), 900 nucleotides long. RefSeq lists its product as uncharacterized. The record is from RefSeq and is a predicted model, not a curated record. Lineage: Eukaryota; Metazoa; Arthropoda; Malacostraca; Decapoda; Cambaridae.